Seminavis robusta is the source of this 7071-nucleotide messenger RNA. The record is from the annotation of a GenBank genome assembly. NCBI's taxonomy places the organism in Eukaryota, Bacillariophyta, Bacillariophyceae, Naviculales, Naviculaceae.
AUGUCCAACAACAAAUCUGCAAAGUCCAGCAACAAGUCCGCUGUGGAGCAUGCUUCCGCUGCCAAGGCGCCGCCUAGAAAGUCAAAUAGCACGAGUCGGUCAGCCGAUCAAGUCAAACAGACAAACAAUACCCAUCGAUCCGUCCUUUCUGAAGCAGACUUGUCAACAAUGUCAUUGCAAGAGCUUGAAGAGAAGAAGAAAGCAUUGUGCCCCAUCUGGAAAAAUCAUUGUGCAGACAGCAUAGAGUACAAAGAGGCUGCACGAGCCCACAAACAGAUCAAGGAUGUAAUCUCACAACGACAACACAUGGAACCACCAUCAACUGUCCAGGCAGAAACAGAAGUUGGAACGCAAGCUGACGGAGCUGCCUCAUCCAAGCAAUCUCAAACUAGUCGCCCAGCCGUUGCUUCGAUGUCAAGUCACGAGAACAAGUCCAAAGGACCAAAGUCGCAGCAGCAAGCUCCACGUUCGAAUCACUCGAGCAGCACUAGUCAGUCGCCCGUUGCCUCGAUGUCCAAUAACAAAUCCACAACAAACAAUAAACAGCGACGCCUAAAACGUGACCCUUCGACAAUGACCCUGGACCAGCAAGAUGACGAAGCCAUAGUGGAGGCACCACCCGCUGUUGCUGACGAAGUUCACGUGGAGGAUUCGUCUGAACCAUCCAGUGAACCAGCAGCGGAGGAAGGCAUCUCGAGCACCAAUUCAGUUCCCGACGAGACAGGCACCAACAAGGUGGAGCCCACUCAGGAGAAGUCCACACAGUCAACUCUGUUACCAGACUGUGGCGGUGAUAUUGUCGGAAUGGAAAGUAGUCUACUUUCCACUAGUCCAAGAUUGCCAAGUCCAGAAAGUAACAGCGACAUGGGUGCCGUCGACAUGGGUGCCGUCAACAUGGGUGCCGUCGACAUGGGUGCCGUCGACAUGGGUGCCGUCGACAUGGGUGCCGUCGACAUGGGUGCCGUCGACAUGGGUGCCGUCGACAUGGGUGCCGUCGACAAAAUUGCAGCUCCAGCCGGACCUUUCAGUCACGGCACCCAGCCAGUUUUCGGCCCUCCAACACCUGCACGUACGUCUACACCACCACCUCCUCCACUCGCAAGUGGCACACAUGGAGCAACAGGUGGUGAAGUAGUGGCAGUAUUGACACCGAUGAUAGCGGGAGCUAUUGGAGUGGAGCCUAAAAUGGGGGGUGAAGAAAGCCGAUUGUCUCACAAAUCAACUUCAGGGCGACGGUUUGUCAAACCAGCAGCAGCAUCGAAGACCACCACCAGAGAAGACGACGCAUCAAGCUCCGAGCCAAGCUCCGAGCCAAGCUCCAAGUUCUGGGGUCUCAAGGCUAAACGUCCUGGACCCAGCAGCAAGACUGUGCGUGAUACCACUCAAGCGUCAAGCUCCAAGUCUGACGGUGACGGCGGUGAUGCCAAGAAGAACAAAACCGUGGCUUUCGUUCUACCACCGGAUUCAGAAGCCUGCUCGAAAACAUCAACUCGUCUGUCAACUGACUCUGCACACUCUGCACACUCUGCACACUCAGUCUGCCUAAAGGAUAAAAUUCUUGGGCAGUCGCAUCCUGAUGACAGCUAUGCCUCUAAUGUUUGCUCUUUCUCCUUUUUGGACGAGUGCCAAAGUCCCAAGUCCAAGACUACUCGAGUCAACAGCACACCAGGCAAUGCUGCAGCACCGAAGACUACUGGAGAAUUCGCAGCACCCAAGACUACUGGAGAAGACACAAGUGACGCGACUCCUGCUGUCGGACGAGCAGCAGCAGCAUCAGAAAAUGGCGACUCAGAUUCUUUGCAUGUCUCUGCAACAUCAACAGAGCCAUCUCAAGCCAAGGAUGCAAGUUCUUUGAAUUACAGUUCUGACACUUCAGAGAACGAGCCGUCGAAGAACGAGUGGUCUGAAAGCCACGAGCAGUCUGAAAGCCACGAGCAGUCUGGAAGUCUGGUUGACACAGAGAAGCGGAAUGAAAGUUCAAAUUUGGACUUUGGCUCUUUCAAUUCAAACGAUGAUCCACUUGUUGGUGGUGGUAUUCCACUUGAGCCGGAUUCCCCCAAAGUCAGGCUGGAUGAAUCUAUUGAUUUCGAGAAGACACCCACCCGUGCCUUGGUUGAAGGAUCCAAUCCACGAAUCUCUAAUGUUUCUGGAAUCACUCAUGUUUCUGAUAUCACUCAUGAUGAUGAAGAUGACGCAACUCCUGUUCUGACAGCUGCCGAGUCUUCCGGAUCCACCAACAGCGACGAGCUUGUCACUCCUCUGGGUGAUGUUCCUGCUAGAGACGACACCGGCGCUGAAGCUACCUCGGAAGACACCAGUCAAGCCGAAGCUACCACGGAAGGCACCAGUCGAGCCGAUUCGAGCGCAAGCGCCUUAGACAGCAGCGAUGUUCCUGCUAGAGACGACACCAGCGCUGAAGCUACCUCAGAAGACACCAGUCAAGCCGAAGCUACCUCGGAAGACACCAGUCAAGCCGAAGCUACCACGGAAGACACCAGUCAAGCCGAUUCGAGCGCACAUGCCUGGGCCAGUGAAGAUGAGCCACCAUUGUUGACAGAAUCCGACCAGGAACGACUAGCAAAGGAACGCCAGCAAAACCACAACAAGAAUUCCAGCCACGACAAGGAUUCCGUGGAGACUGCUGUCACUGCCGCAAGUGCCCCCGCCGUCAGUGAAAAGGAAAAAGAAGCCAAGAGUGGUGAUGAAUCCAAGUCGAAGAGUACCAAUGCCUCGGCCGAAACAUCAACUGCCCAGCGCAGAUACCUUGGACCAAAUCUGACAGCCCAACGUAAAAGUAAAGACGUCCCAGUGUUAGGACAACCUGGACCACACGUGUCUUUGUUGGAUCUCAAGAAAGCCGAGGUUGAUCCACCCGUCUUCAACAACAACGCAGCCAAGAAUAUCGACGGGGCCACCUCUGGAGUUGCUGGUAUUUUGGCAGGUUCAGCAUUUGCCGCUGCAUCCGACUUUCCUCCAGAACAGAGAGUCAGGCAGUCACAAAAGCGAAAACCUCUUGCAGUCACUGGCCAAGUGCAAAAUCUUGACGACAAAACUUCGAAUGUGUCCCUUGCAGCAGAGUCUUCCAGCCCUGGUUACAACCUCAACCACAAAUCAAAGACACGCAAGCGCAACGGAGCACCCAAACUACCGUCUAACAGUGCAACACAUGAGGACUCGGCAUCUCGCUUUAAAAAACAGAAACUCAACAAGGAAACUAAAGAAGAAGCUGCAGAAUCAAGCGGAACAUCCAAAGACAAACCCGGUAGCUCCACAGAAUCUUCAAAGGAUUCUAGCGAGAAAGAGAAUUCAAAGGAAGGCGAGCACAAGGAGGACUCCAAUCCAGAAUUGAACGAAGCAGAGGCCGACAAAGAAGCACACCUUUCCAGUGAAGAAGCCGAGCAUAACGCCUCGAUCUUGAAAGGUCUUAAAGCUUUCAUUGGCAACAGAUCAGAAGACAAUGUGCUUUUGGUUUAUCCCUUUGCUGGCGAUGCCAAUGAAAUUGAGAACUGUGCCAGUGGGCUGCAAGAAGCAAGUGGAGAGCUGUUCUCUGAUAUUGUCCCUGCUGGUGCAGCCACACCAGUUGAUGAUAACAAGGUGUCAUCUUCGCCUGAAGCCACGGAUCUCCGUGGUCACAAAUGCAAUGUCCAAGUUCGUGAUGUUGCAAAGCUCAAACCUGGGGUGUUCCUCAACGACACCUUGGUUGACUUUUGGAUCCAGUGGAUUACUAGAAAGGCACAUCAAGACCAACCCGGCAACAUGGUGCAUUGCCUCUCAGCGCAUUUCUUCACUAAAUUGGCUGACGAGGGUCCGGAUGCUGUGACAAAAUGGACAGCACGAAGAAACAUUGACAUCUUUACAAAGAAAUUCAUCUUUAUUCCAAUCAAUGAGACAUUGCACUGGUCUCUCUGCGUGGUCGUCAAUCCUGGCUCUAUUCUUGAAGAGGCCAAUGAUCAGCCCCUGGCUUGUAUGAUUUUCCUAGACUCCGCCAAAGCCCACAGUAAGCUUGAGGUGUCCAAAGCAGUGCGCAAGUGGCUAAAUUCCGAGUGGAAGAGACUAAAGCCCGACAGUGAUGUCAAGGAUCCAUUCCAAAAGGAAGGGCGCUUCCCAAUGUUCGACCCUAAGAUUCCUUAUCAGAACAACAGCUGGGAUUGCGGUGUCUUCAUUUGCCAAUACGCAUACUCAAUGUACGCCCUCAGGGGCCAACCCUUCAAUCACGGCAAUCAAUGGUUUGCAACGAAUUUGAUUGAGAACACAGACUGCUUCCACUUUGGAAUGAAUGACAUUGCCAGGCUACGGUUGGAUAUCUUGAAUCUCAUCCAAAAUCUUUCCCACAUCUAUCUUCAGUGGAAGUCACAGCAAAAAGAAGAAUUGGAUGGCAACCAAGAGGACAACGUGUGCUACAUUUUCGAAGAAGGUUCUGAGCCCUUGCCCUUGGAGGAUCAUGCCAAUGUGGAGCCCUUGGUGGACAAGGAAGAUGGUGACAACUUGGAACAAGAUGCAGAUCCCUUGGUUGGCGACAAGUCCAAAGAGGACGGCACAGUUGUCUGGUCGACUCACACGGAUUCUGCAAAUUCGGCUGCCGCCACCACAGAAUCAGCAAAUGCUGAAGACAAGCCCGGCAGCUCCACAGAAUCUUCAAAGGAUUCUAGCAAGGAAGACAACAGCAACAGCAACAGCAACAAAGGUCGAGAUAAGACUGCCCACCAUGCACCUUCCGCCGCAGAAUUUUCAGACACCAAAGCAUCUGCCACAGAAUCAAACAACAUCACUCCUCGCGAAGAAGUCAAAGAAGGUGCCAAUGUCAACGAUGAACCCAACCAGACGGAAAAAUCCACAGGAUCUUGGCCUACAGCCACAGGAUCUUCGCCUACAGCCACAGCAUCUUCGCCUACAGCCACAGCAUCUUCGCCUACAGCCACGGCAUGGACAGCAUAUCAAGAGGUGUUCCAAGAUCUACUUGUCAAGCAAAUCAAGAACAUGCACGCGAAUGAAGCAGAGCUACCGGACAUAGCUCUUCGAGUGAAACUCGAAAUGGCAAGAGCGAAGAGCAUGCUUCAGUCCCUCAGUAAAAGGUUCCACUACAAAGCAGAAGGAUGGGAACAUAAGUAUCUCCGUGGAAAACAAGCUAAACAAUCCCGUUGUGUGCUUGCAGUCAGCAGCCUCAAGUACACCAAGUACACCAAGCAGGGUUGGGUGUCGUACUUCUACCAUUCCCUAAGAAUUUGUAACGGUCAAGCUGAUGCCCGAUUUGGCCAAAGAGUCAUUUCAGAUGGCGACAUGCAACACCUCCUCUCCGACUGGGGUUAUGCCGUGCUUCAAACAGCUACGUUUCAAGAGCCUGGAUGGAAGAAACUCAAUAAUCCCAGACUCUUUCGCGAGUUUGAGGAUUGCCAGGUUUUCCUUCAUAUUCAGCCAUUUCCUGGACUGCCUGCUGUGGCUGGUGGUGCCACAGGCUUCCAAUUGAAAAGUACGACAGGUCAGCCAUUCAUCAAGUUCCACACUGACUCAUUGUUCCAAGCUAGGAACAAUGAAACCAAGAAAGGAUGGCAACUACCAGUGCAGGUGAUGGCCGAAGCCAGAAAACGGCAUGCCGAUCAAAACAUUUCAUGGUUAGAAAUUACAGCUGGAAAAGCUGCAAAGCAUUCCAGCAAAUGCUUCGAGUACAUCAAGCCUGAAGUACUCCUUGAUUUUGUGGCAGCGGACGACGAGUAUACAUGCGUGAGCACUUCUUUUUGCUCGGCCCUUGCACUUUGUCCUGGCAUGAAGGAAAAGGCUCAAGCAGUGCAUGAUGCCUCGACACAUUUCGACCUCGCCAACAAUUAUUACGACAACCUCAUACAAACAUUUCUGAAGCUCACACAGUGGAAGUGGAAGGCUGAAAAACUGACGAAGGAAUACUGUCCCUUGAAUGGUAGCAAUCAGUACGACGACGGAGUGGUUCUCAUGAUCCUAGAAUCUGAUGAAUGUAAUCAUGCAGCCGCAACCUACAAGGACAUGCUUAUUGAGGGAUCUCUCCAAAACGCUUUAAGGCUUUCGGAGGCCAAUCUGAACCAUAUUUGUGGAGGCGAACAAGGGAGCUACAAAGGAAUCAGACAAGGAUGGCAUUUCCGUCCCAUAUCGGCCACCUCCAAGGUUGAUACGGCUUUGUCAUCGGAGCAACAUCGAUCCAACAGUCUACAUGAUCAUGUUCCAACCAUAUUGUCAAAUUGCUUAACUCGAGCCGGCAUUCCUCAUGAUGAUACCCGUCUGAAGCAAAUACACCAACCCAGCGGCAACGAAAAGUCCGCGGCACUUACAAAAAGUCUCAUCAAAUUCGGAUUAACUCCAUACAACAACAAAAACGGCUCAAACGGCCCAACAAGCUUUGCGCAACUACUUUUCGGGGAAUCGAUGAGAACUUUCCUGGUCAUUGUGAGGGUGAAUGGUGCCUUGAGUGCAUUUAUAGUGUCAGUCGGAGAAAGCGGUGGUACUCUCUUCCGGGAUGUCGAUACAGUGCAACCUUACACCAAGGCUAACCAUGUUGUCAAAGGGAAUGCCAAUAAAACAAAAGCAGCUGCAAAACAACUGGCAAAGUCAUUGUAUCACCAAUCUCACACCAGCAAUGUUGUUUUUGAUCCUGUGGUCGCCUUGGAGAUAACCAAAACAAACGCCUCAGCAGCAGACCAGCCUACUACGAGUCUCCAAGAGAAUAUCAGAAUCACCCGCACUGAUUAUCCUCAGCAGGCCAAUUCAGCAUCGAGAGCUGCCAGAGGAGCCGGAGCUCAUUCUCAACAACGGCCUCAAAAAAGGCAUAAGACGAGUCAAAUCAGUCUAUCGCUGCCACAAGUACAGUCUCUUCCCUUCGUCAGCCAGAGUUCCUCUCAACCACACCCUUCUUCCGGGAAGCAGUCAUCCAAUGCCAGCAAACAAGCUUUUUCUACACUGACCUUGGAUAAGCUUGCAGCAGAGAAGAAGCCUCUCUCAACAGACUACGGAAAACAUGACAAAAAGAAACACCAAUCUUUUGUUGCAACUCCUGGGCUCCAAGAAUUGGUGGGUGGAUAUCCUUCAUCCGACGAAGAAGAUGAGUGA